UCUCACACUCUCUUAUCAGUUACACAGAGCGCUUCCAUGGCUAGUUUAAGCUUCAACGCCACGAGAAUUAGAACCCCAACGCUUCAAUCUCACAAACCCAUCUCCAAAUUCAUCUCCCUCACGAAACCCAUCAAAAUAUCAUAUAGUUUCUUCCGGAAACCUUCACAAAACCAAGCAAAACUCGGCCUUUUCCGGUCAGAAAGCUCCGUUUCUGCACCAAAAGAAGUCGAAAUUGAUGAUGAAGAGGAUGACCCAACGGCAGAAAUGAGCUAUCUUGAUCCAGAAAUCGAUCCCGCGAGCAUUUCGGAGUGGGAGUUGGAUUUUUGCUCCAGACCAAUACUAGAUAUCAGAGGAAAGAAAUUGUGGGAGCUUGUUGUAUGUGACAGUUCGCUUUCACUUCAAUCAACAAAGUACUUUCCUAACAAUGUUAUCAACAGUAUCACUUUGAAGGAUGCUAUUGUGUCGAUAAGCGAUGAUUUGGGCAUCCCUUUACCGGAGAAAAUCCGCUUCUUUAAGUCACAGAUGCAGACAAUUAUAACAAAAGCGGGUAGGGAGCUUGGUAUAAAACCUAUUCCAGGUAAACGGGGGCGUUAUGACUAUGCUUUACUUUUCUCUCUGUGUCAAUUUUUAGUUCAUUUUAUUUUACUUGAAUUUGCUGUGUGUUGAGUUCAAACCAAAUUAGCUCCCAUGUUGUUAAGAGCAAAUUAGGAUGAGAUCAUGAAUUUGCCUUUGUGCUCGGUUCGAGAACUACUUGACCUUUCCUUUUUCUUUUUUUUCUCUCGUUUUGGCUCCUUGAAAACCAAGAAGAAAUCAGUACCGGUGCUCUCUUGUUCUUGCAGCAACAAUCUCUUGAGAAGUAUGCCUUUGCACAUCAAAGGAAUUAAAGGAUCAUCAGUCCAAGAAGAUUUCUACUCAUGUAAAAAAGUUGUCAAUCCAACACUCGGA
Messenger RNA from Alnus glutinosa, 945 nucleotides. RefSeq names its product protein TAB2 homolog, chloroplastic-like. NCBI's taxonomy places the organism in Eukaryota, Viridiplantae, Streptophyta, Magnoliopsida, Fagales, Betulaceae. The transcript is spliced from 2 exons. Gene Ontology annotation, molecular function: RNA binding. The record is from RefSeq and is a predicted model, not a curated record. Bases 37 to 666 code for a protein of 209 amino acids.